GGACAGCAGCGGGGCGGAGUGGUGGGUUGCGUUCUGGUGACCCCCGCGGGAAGAUGAACGGAACGCGGAACUGGUGUACCCUGGUGGACGUGCACCCCGAAGGCCAGACCGCGGGCAACGUGGACAUUCUCAGGCUGACUCUCCAGAGUGAACUGACAGGAGAUGAACUUGAGCACAUAGCCCAGAAGGCGGGCAGGAAGACUUACGCCAUGGUGUCAGGCCGCUCAGCUGGUCAUUCCCUGGCUUCAGAGUUGGUGGAAUCCAACGAUGGACAUGAGGAGAUCAUUAAGGUAUACUUAAAGGGAAGGUCUGGAGACAAGAUGAUCCAUGAGAAGAAUAUUAACCAGCUAAAGAGUGAGGUUCAGUAUAUUCAGGAGGCCAGAAACUGUCUGCAGAAGCUCCGGGAGGAUAUAAGUAGCAAGCUUGACAGGGAUCCAGGAGACUCUCUCACGCAACAGGAGAUACAGGUGGUGCUAGAAAAGCCAAAUGGCUUUGGUCCCACCACCCUGUACAAUAGCUCACCCAAGCUGGACACUUACGAAACUGAAGACGUGGAGAGCUUGAGGAAGACUGUGCAGGACUUGCUUGCCAAGUUGCAGGAGGCUGAACGACAACACCAGUCAGACCGUGUGGCUUUUGAGGUCACACUCAACCGGUACCAACGAGAGGCAGAACAGAGUAACAUCGCCCUUCAGAGAGAGGAGGACAGAGUGGAGCAGAAAGAGGCAGAAGUGGGGGAACUGCAGAGGUGCUUGCUGGCGAUGGAGAUGGAGCAUCAGUCCUUGCUGGCAAGAGUCAGGGAAGGAGAGAUAGCCCUAGAGGAACUUCAGAGCAAGAACGCUGACUGCCAAGCAGAACAAGAAAAGGCUGCUACCCUGGAAAAGGAAGUGGCUGGGUUACGGGAGAAGAUUCAUCACUUAGAUGACAUGCUCAAGAGCCAGCAGCGCAAAGUCCGGCAAAUGAUAGAGCAGCUCCAGAAUUCAAAAGCUGUGAUCCAGUCAAAGGAUGCCAUCAUCCAGGAACUCAAGGAAAAAGUUACCUAUCUGGAGGCAGAGAAUUUAGAGAUGCAUGAUCGCAUGGAACACCUGAUAGAGAAACAGAUCAGUCAUGGCAACUUUAGCACCCAGACCCGGGCCAAGACAGAGAACCUGGGCAGUGUUAGGAUAUCGAAGCCCCCCAGCUCUAAGCCCAUGCCUCUUAUCCGAGUGGUGGAAACCUGAGCUGUGAGGAGAUGGACGCCAACAUUGCUGCUGCCUCUCGCCUGGGAGAAGUCCACCACCCCCAUAGGCUUUUACACUGACUCUGACUUCCUGAUUGUUUCCUGGCUGCACCCAGGGCUCAAGGCUCACGUGUGCUACAAGUCCUAAGUUCCUCCCUGUCCCAUUUGCUGGGCAGAUGGAUCAUGAGUGCCUCCUCUGGCCAUUGAACCCUUUGAAUGACGCUAUCCUCCCAGCAGGGGCUAUGCAGUCCAGUCCCUGUUUUUCCCUGUAGCAGAGCCUCCCUUCUGUCGGACACUGGAGUCUUGACUGUUCCAGAAGCCAGUUCUUCCUUGGAUUUGGGCAAGAUGACAAGAUUUGUCUCAGCCUGAGAAGUUGGAAGCUCAGAAGUCUAGAGUGAUUGGAGUGUAUCCUAGAGGAACGAAGUUCCUUCUGCAAACACAGCUCCACUCUUAGCAACAAACUGUUUAUCUGCUUGCUCCACCCUCAGCCCAUGCUGAAGUAGGCCUUGUACUGACAGAGGGUGGGGCAGCUUGUCCAGGCCUGGUCAGUCAGGGAGCCUAAACUUAGAAAGGACAGCCUUAUCUUUCUGCAGACAAGGAAAUAUACAAUCAGGGAGGCGCUAUGAUCAGGAAGAUUUUCCAGGCCGUGGACAGAUAAGUGAUUUCUCUCUGCUGUGAAAACUCCAGAAUCUCUUAGGGUUUUCCCCUAUAGCGCACACCAAAAGACAUGUCUCAGUCUUCCUGAUGCAGAGCCUGAAAACUUUUCAGAGUUGCAUCAUUCCCAGAAAAGCCCUCAUCAUAUUUAUUUUGCUAAGUUAUUGGUGGUUUUGCUUACAUCUCAUAAUUGAUUUAAUACCAAAGUUCUGUAGCCUUCUCUUGAGGUAUUUGGGUUUAUUUGAAACUGAGAAACGUGUUCUCAUUGGUGUUGUUAUUUCAGAAUACUAUGGUGAUGAAUCUUCCUCUGCCUUUCCUCCACCUACCUGUUCUCCCCUCCUCCUCCAUGGUGGAUCUGUGCCUCGGGAAGGCAAGCAUCUUCCCCUGUGGCAUGGGGACUGAAUGCAUGCGGAGGGAACAGUGAUCAGGACUCUGCUGGAGGGAGGGGUGGCUUUCCCCUAAGCUCUCAGACCGCUUUAGUCCGUGGUUGGUCUUUAUCCUAACUCUGAAUGACCUUGCGGCUUGUCAUGUUUUCUUUAGGGCUUUCCUAUAGCCUUAAGAAGAGGAUAAGCAUCAGAGUGUGGUACUGUAGGAAACAGAAAAUGUAAAAAUACAUAGGGAUUUAGUCUUUGACUCUACAAGAAGCCUUUAAGUGUGUGUGUGUGUGUGUGUGUGUGUGUGUGUGUGUGUGUGUGUGUCAGGACUGGAUUCCCAUCCUGGCCUUGUCUAUAAUAGUGUUUUGAGACAUCAGACAGGUGUCUCAUUUAUAAAAUGAGCAGGUUGGACCAAUGAUCUCUGUGUCCCUUCCAGUUCUUACGGUUUGUUUUCUAUAAUGUAGUCUUUGUGUGCUGAAUGUAAUAAAUUAUGUUCAUGUGUCUCUUUGA
Perognathus longimembris pacificus (Pacific pocket mouse) is the source of this 2757-nucleotide messenger RNA. It is a transcript of the gene Tuft1, whose product is annotated as tuftelin 1. Gene Ontology annotation, biological process: intracellular signal transduction. The transcript has 13 exons. The coding region runs from base 54 to 1220 and encodes 388 amino acids. Gene Ontology annotation, cellular component: intracellular anatomical structure; I band. Lineage: Eukaryota; Metazoa; Chordata; Mammalia; Rodentia; Heteromyidae. The record is from RefSeq and is a predicted model, not a curated record.